This is a messenger RNA of Exophiala oligosperma, 1513 nucleotides long. RefSeq lists its product as uncharacterized. The record is from RefSeq and is a predicted model, not a curated record. NCBI's taxonomy places the organism in Eukaryota, Fungi, Ascomycota, Eurotiomycetes, Chaetothyriales, Herpotrichiellaceae. The transcript has 2 exons. Gene Ontology annotation, cellular component: 90S preribosome; nucleus. Bases 36 to 797 code for a protein of 253 amino acids.
UUACUCCUUCCCCACACCCCAAUACCUGUUCCACAAUGUCAAGAACAAAAAAUCGUGCUCGCGAACAGGGCAGUAAGAAGCGAAGCCUUGAAAACGUCGACGGAACCGAGAAUGACCAUUCUUCGAAGCGACAGGCCUCGAAACCUCCUCCUCCUCGCAGGCCUACCGAAGUCGAUGAGACCAUUGCGAUGAUGGAUCCUGCGCUUCUCGCCGAUCAUUGUGCUAAGACGAUGCGAAAGCACAACCCGAAAAGCAGCUCUAUAGAGCUAGAAGAACAAUAUCUCCCAACAAAGGCAUUCCGAGAUACCACCAGCUUCGCCGGAAUCCAUAGCACUGGCCGACUCGGGGCUUUUCUUGAGCAAUUCACAGAGAAUGGCAAAACAGUCUUGACUGCGUGCGACGCCGAGGCAGCGCCACACACGCUCGUUAUUGCUCCUUCGGGAAUACGGGCGGCGGACCUCUACAGAGAAUUGCGCGUUUUCAAUUCAGAGCAGUCCAAGGUGGCCAAGUUUAUUGCGAAGCACAUGAAACUCCAGGAGAACGUGGAAUAUAUGCAGAAAAACAAAGUGGGGAUUGUCAUAGGGACACCUGCAAGAAUCAUGGACGUGAUAGCGGCCGGGGCAAUCAAGCCAGGCAGUGUUCGGCGGAUAGUGGUGGAUGGGUCUUAUUGUGACGAGAAGAAGAGGAAUAUAUUUGGCAUGCGUGAACUGUUUCAACCGCUGCAGGCAUUGCUGAAUCUGGAGGCUUUUCGAACUCGGUACAGCACGCAGGACCGGCUCGAAAUUCUGGUGUUUUGAGUUGCAUUAAGCAUGUUGAGAAAAUGAUUUUCUCCCUCACGAGAGAAGCUGCCGGCUCUAUGCCCACCCUCUGACCUUUUCAUAUUAAGGUGCGAGGGAUUUGGGCUAGAAUGGAUUUGAGUCCAACCAUCAGCAAUACAUAUGCACAAUCUGGAUUUACAUCUUACACGCACGUCGCCAGCUGAUUAGUUGGCCGCGUCGGAUGAGCGAGUCUGUCUAUGAAGCGCAUAUUCCAAUGGAUCAAGAUAUUGGCCCUGGCAGCAGCGACUCCAACUACCCGAGACGCAAAGAUCGCUUUGUUGAGGAACCCAUCCGACCACUGCGGAAGGUCUAGAGCAGAACUGGAUAAGAUACCUUGUCGCUUAUAAUCACGAAGAAAUCAUAUGUCGCUCGGAACUCUACUGCGAUUUCUGAAUUUGUUGCAGAUCAUGAGCAGUUCAAUGGCAGCGCCGAUGCCCAAAGGAGAGGCUGGCAUUAAAAUAGUGUUCUCGUGUUUAUAAUAGGCCUGGUGAAUAAGAUAUGAGCAUCGUUCAUGUCAGGCGAAAUCACCGGAGCAAGGUGAUUGAUCUUCCUACGGGUUUGACGGACCAAUGGGCUGUUCAGCACCAUACCCUGAUAUGUUGUUAGCACGUAGAACCACGAGGCCUGGCUUGGAAGAAGGGAAAUAUGCACCUUGAACCUUGAAAUUAACGUCGUGCCCAAAGGGACCUUUCGCC